AUGAUUGUUCAUGGUUUAGUUCUUCUAUUACUUUUAUCAAUAGUACCUAGUAAUAGUCUUAUAUGCCAUGAAUGUGGAUGUGAUAACACUGAUAUAACUGGAUGCUAUUGUGGUGAGACAAGCACUGACUUUGAUGGUGAUUAUUGUGUUAUCGCUGAAGAAAGACUUACCGAUGUAACAAAUAUUCAGCUAACGCGAGUUCCUCGUAAUACAACUUUGGUUUAUGUUGAAGAUCCUUACUAUGUUUUUCUGCUCGAAUCUAUUAGAUAUAAUAAAACAGCAAAUGACUGGUAUCUAUGGACAAGUGGUGCUAUAUUUGGGUGUGAUUGGGAUCUUUGUAAUUCUCCAAACUUGAUCAAUAGGUUACCUACUACAUUCAACUUAUCUAUUGAAAAAAACUGGUUACAAACAAAUAUUUAUGGUACAGGUUCUGUUAGUCAGUGUCACCAUUGUCCAUUCGAACAGUGUGGUGAUUCAGCAAAUCCCAUUGAUUUCACUCAAUGUCCAAUGACACCUUGUGUCAAUGUGUCUACAUGUUUAGCCUAUGAUUUAUGGGAUGAUUUUGAUACAGGUGAACAAUGUUAUCAAUCACAAUGCGCAUCAGACUUUAUAGAUGAAGACAUAGCUCAACUUUAUGGUGGUAAAUAUAGAAUUGAUAUCGAAGCGAUCGUUUAUUUAGCACAAGAUCGUUCAAAAUAUUAUCUUUGGGAAAUGGAUGUAUAUUGUGGUGCCUAUAAUUGUACUCGACCAACUAUUUUUUCCGAAAUACAAAGUAAACUUACCUAUACAAUUGGUGAUCUAUCUAUUUAUCCACUUGUUCGACCUACAACAACUCAACCACCACCAACUGCAACUACACCUAUAGCAAAUCCUCUUAUAUGCUAUAGUUGUGAAUGUAAUGGUGCAGGAGGAUGUCCAUGUUCAUCAACUGUUGUCAUGUCAUUGGAUGAUACUUAUUGUGUUAUUGCACGAGAAAAUCGUGGUCAAGAUGUUACUAUUAAAUUAACUUAUCUUGAUUAUUAUGCAAGUUAUAAUUAUAUUCUUGAUGCACCAUUUGUCGUUGUUGAAGAAACGAUUAGCUAUGAUGAAAGAGGUGUUCGUUGGAUUACUACACCAAGUUUUGUUCUUUAUGGAUGUAAUUGGAAUUUAUGUAACAAGCCAGAACUCAUAUCCCUUCUACCAAAUACUUUUCAAAUGCGUCUUCCAGAAUCAUGGUUGAAUACAAAUAUUUUAGGUACUGGACAACCAGCACGUGAUUGUCAUGAAUGUCCAGAUUCUGCAUAUUGUACUACAAUUGAUUUUAUUGAUGUUAGUCGAUGUCCAAUUCAUUCAUGCAACACUACUUGUCGUGUUUCAGAUACAUUUAAUGAUCCAUCCUUUCAGCUUUUCUGUUAUCAAUCAUUUUGCCUCUCACCUCUUGAUGAUCAAUAUAAUCUUAAUCAUCAUCGUGUUGAAAUUGAAGGCCUUGUUUAUGCUAAUGAACCAAAUGAUGUGAAAAUAUGGGAAAUAGAUCUUUAUUGUCGUGGUGAUGACUGUUCACGUCCUGAAUUAUUUAAAGAACUUCGUGAACAAUUAACUCUAAUACCUGGUAACCUUGCUGCUUUAUUUAAUGAAACAUAUGAUCCAUCGAUACCACAACGACGAUGUUAUGAUUGCGUUUGUUUUGAUGAACAAAAUUGUGAUUGUGGUAGAAGUACAAUCAUGAACGCAGAUUCAACUUAUUGUAUGAUUGUGCGCGAAAAUUAUGGUCAAAAUAGUUGGGUCGUUAUGGGACAUCUUGAUCAAGACUCAACUCGUGUUCAUAUUCGUGAUCUUCCUUAUAUACUUCUUGAAGAAACAAUCUUUUACAAUGAGAAAACAGGACGAUGGGAUACUGUCACCAAUUUUGCUGCUUAUGGAUGUGAUUGGGAUUUAUGUAAUCAUCCUAAUCUUAUAAAAUCUCUUCCAAGAACAUUUGAAAUGCGUCUUCCAGAAUCAUGGUUGAAUACAAAUAUUCGAGGUACUGGACAACCAGCACGUAAUUGUCAUGAAUGCCCAGAUGCUCCACAAUGUGGUACAUCUGAUUUUCUUGAUACUAGUCGAUGUCCAAUUCAUUCAUGUGAUACUACUUGUUAUGUUUCGGAUACUUUUGAUGAUCCAUCAACUGGUGAAUUAUGUUAUCAAUCAUAUUGUGCAGAUCCAAAUGAAGAAGAUUAUGAUCCUGAUGCAUUUCAAGUAGAUAUUGAGGGUAUAUUAUAUCUUUAUAAACAACCACGUGAUGUUGAGUUAUGGGAAGUUGAUAUUUAUUGUCGUGCUGAUGAUUGUUCUCGACCAGAAAUAUUUAAAGAAGUGAGUCAUUGA
Molecule: messenger RNA, 2340 nt
Organism: Rotaria sp. Silwood1
Lineage: Eukaryota; Metazoa; Rotifera; Eurotatoria; Philodinida; Philodinidae
Source: the annotation of a GenBank genome assembly